This is a messenger RNA of Xiphophorus hellerii (green swordtail), 2855 nucleotides long. It is a transcript of the gene rab3ip, whose product is annotated as RAB3A interacting protein (rabin3). Bases 235 to 1557 code for a protein of 440 amino acids. Gene Ontology annotation, cellular component: Golgi to plasma membrane transport vesicle. Gene Ontology annotation, molecular function: guanyl-nucleotide exchange factor activity. The record is from RefSeq and is a predicted model, not a curated record. NCBI's taxonomy places the organism in Eukaryota, Metazoa, Chordata, Actinopteri, Cyprinodontiformes, Poeciliidae. The transcript is spliced from 14 exons. Gene Ontology annotation, biological process: exocytosis.
UCUUUUUUCCGAGCAGUCCUCAAACGCAUCCCCCGUCAGCCUCUGCGUCAACAGCCGCUCCGGUGUGUUUGUUUGUUUGUUUGUCGGCUUGUUCCGGUAGCUUACCGGGAGGCAGACCCCUCCGCCCGGCUGCUGUUCUCACGGUGAAGGACUGUUGGUGCUGACCUGGAACCAGAACCUGCUGGACUCCAUCCAGAGCUGAACAUGACUGGAUGAUGUGUGACAGCAGCUGCCAUGGCCUGCAGCGGCGCUCAGAGCAACGCCGAGGCGCUGGAGGGAUUCCACGAGGUCAACCUGGCCUCGCCCACUACACCUGACCGACAGAACCAAGCAGAGCAGCGCCCCCCGGCCCGCCACAGCGCCCCGCCCGCCUCCCUGUACCGCGCCCACUCUUUGGGGCCGCCCCCUGCUGGCCUCCCCACGUCACUGCGAGCUGAUCAGCUCCCCACGCAGCCGGUUUACUCCACGCCGCGGCACAGCCACAAUGGAAGCGUGCCGGGCCUGGAGGCGGAGCCGGCCGAGGGGGGCUUCCUGUCCGGGGACGACGGCGACGAGUGCAGCGCGCUGAGCGACAGCCUGUCGCGGCUACGCAGCCCGUCGGUGAUGGAGGUCAGAGAGAAGGGAUACGAGAGGCUGAAGGAGGAGCUGGUCAAGGCUCAGAGGGAGCUGCUGUUGAAGGAUGAGGAGUGUGAGAGGUUGUCUAAAGUCAGAGACCAGCUCGGCCAGGAGCUGGAGGAACUCACCGCCAGUCUCUUCCAGGAGGCUCAUAAGAUGGUGAGAGAGGCAAAUGUGAAGCAGGCGAACGCAGAGAAACAGCUGAAGGAAGCCCUGGGCAAGAUCGACGUCCUGCAGGCGGAGGUCCAGGCCCUGAAGACGCUGGUCCUGUCCUCCCCUACUUCCCCCGUCGCCGAGCUCCCACCUGCAGCCAAGGCUCCCUUCAGGAGGGGCCACAGCCGCAACAAGAGCACCUCGUCCGCCAUGUUGGGGUCGCAGCCCGACCCGGCCGCCACGCAGCCAAUCGUCAGGGAGUGCAGGGAGGUGGACAGUCAGCUGUUCGCUGAGUUUAAAGCGUGGAAGGAGGCGCCGACGCUGGACCGGAGAUGCGGCUUCCUGGAGAGAGUUUACCGGGAAGACAUCCACCCCUGCCUCGCCUUCAACAAGAGCGAGCUGGGUUCGGCCAUCUUGGACGCCGUGGAGCAGAACACGCUGAGCGUGGAACCGGUGGGUUUCCAGCCGCUUCCUGUGGUCAAAGCGUCGGCGGUGGAAUGCGGCGGCCCAAACGGGCGAAGGGCGGCGCUCGUCACAAAGUGCGCCCUGAGCGGUCAGACCAAAACCUGUAAGCACAGAAUCAAGUUCGGAGACUCGUCCAACUAUUACUACGUUUCUCCUUUCUGCAGAUACAGAAUCACAGCGGUGUGUAAUUUCUUCACCUACAUUCGCUACAUCCACCAGGGUUUGGUCAAGCAGCAGGACGCAGAGCAGAUGUUCUGGGAGGUGAUGCAGCUCCGCAGGGAAAUGUCCUACGCAAAGCUCGGGUACUACAAGGACCAGCUGUGAAGCCGUCCAAUCACAGCAGAGCCUGACCAACAAGCCCCGCCCCCUGCGGUGUGAAGGAAGAACUGUUUUUGUUGCUGGAAGCUGUGGCGGACUGAACGGCCGCUAACGUUCCGGAUCGUUCUUUAGGUUCUGUUCGCUUCGUUUUCUGACCUCCAUUAUGUGACACUAAAAAAAGCUUCUCCUUGCAUUUAAAUUAAAUUAUAAUAAAUCAGAAAAUACUUGAACUAUUGUGUAAUAAGCUAUGAGCCUCGAGGAAAAAACACAACAAUUUAUAAACUCCACAAUAUUUCAGUAACUUUGCAGUUUAUAAAAUCAAAGUUUCACGUUUUUGUGGAACAGAAAAGUAUCUAAAAGUAUUUCCAAAUGCAAAAAAAAUUAAUUUCACUAAAUUUUCCUCAAAAAAACAAUUAGAAAACUUUGAAGUGUUUCUGAACGACAUGUUUCGCCAAACAAAACGAAUUUCUUUAUUUUUGCAACUUAGUAAUUGUCCAAGACAUUCAUCUUUAAUUUAAAUUUAGAUCAUUUGUUUUUGGAGAGAGAAAAGCUAAAAUAUGAGAAAACUUCAACUGGGAUUUUUUUUUUCAUAAAAAUUUAUUUCAGGAGUAUUUUUGUUUUAUUUUGCAUGUUGCGAAUUUUAAUCAGGUGUUAAAUCCCUCAUUCCUGUAAACUGAAGCUUUUUCUUUUAAAAUGAACCAAAUCUAAAAAAGUCCCUAUUUUUUUACCCAGAAUUUAUUUAUUUUCAUUUUCAGAUCAACUUCAUUCCAGAAAUAAUUUCUUAAAAUAUCCUGAAUUAACUCUCAGUAAAAUGAACUGAUUUCCUUGCUGUCGCAAAUGUUUUGUUUUAUUGUUAUAAAAUAUUUAAUUUGCAUUCAGGCAAAUUUUACAGAAAAUGUUUGCAAAAUUUAGUUGUUUUUUUUGGGGGGGUCAAAAAUUUGCCUUAAAAUAUGGACACGUGUUUUUGUUUCCUCUCAAACUGGCAUAAAUGAUCUACAUGUUAAUCACUAACUUAACUCUUAUUGAUAAUCACUGUUUUGUUGUUAGAAAAUGAUUCUUGUGGUUUUGUGCAGAUGAAGGCCUGAACACAAUAAUCAGUCAGUUAUUGUUUGGAGACGAAGCUCUUGCGUUUAUUUUUGCUGUUUUGUGAUUGGGGGAAACUUUCCGUUGUUUCCUCCUGCUGUUUACCUGCAGCGCUGUUCUGUGACGUUCGGUUUCAUUUAAGCGCCUCCGUCUCUCCUCCGGUUUGGUUUAGUGCCUUUUUUCUCAGACACUCUGAAAUAAAAACAGUGAUACCUCUGGAA